AUGGCUGACUGGGACCAAGUGACCAAGAUCGGCAAGUCCGUCCGCGGCGGCGUCGGCGAGCGCGAGACCGUCGUCAAGGGGAAGAGCGCUCUUAACGCCGCCAUGCGAAGCGGCGCCGUCGUCGGCAGCGAGAAGAAGUACGCCAUCGGCAACGCAGCCAAGACAGGCGGCGAGGGCCAGCGCAUGACAAAGGUGGACCGCAGCGACGACAUCGUCAAGCCCAAGACGGUGGGGCCCAAGGUGGCCGAGGCCAUCAAGGCGGCGCGCAACGCCCAGACCCCGACCAUGACGCAGAAGGAGCUCGCCACCAAGUGCAACACGACGCCCACCGUCAUCGCCGACUUCGAGCGCGGCACCGCCACCCCGGACCAGAAGGUCCUGGGCAACCUCGAGCGCGUGCUCAACGUCAAGCUGCGUGGCAACGACAUUGGCCAGCCCAAGUUCCCCAAGAAGGACGCCGCCAAGAAAUAG
Messenger RNA from Diaporthe amygdali, 471 nucleotides. Its product is annotated as coactivator bridging factor 1. Gene Ontology annotation, cellular component: nucleus. NCBI's taxonomy places the organism in Eukaryota, Fungi, Ascomycota, Sordariomycetes, Diaporthales, Diaporthaceae. Gene Ontology annotation, molecular function: DNA binding. Bases 1 to 471 code for a protein of 156 amino acids. The record is from RefSeq and is a predicted model, not a curated record. The transcript has 2 exons.